UGUGCGCAACCGCACCUCGGCGCGCUGUCACUUUCUGGUUUUGACAGUUGCUUCAACACCUCGCUUGCUCUAGUUUCCAAAAUUCAACAAAUAACCGCUCGAAAAUGCCAAAACACACCCGAAAACGCCGUCACCCCAACGUAAAUAACGACAUUGAGUACGAAAUCGACGCUCCCAAAAACAAGUUUCGAGCUUUCGAUGAAGACGCUCAAGCUGAAGAAGAGCAACUCAGCAAAAUCCUCUUUGGGGGAGCUUCCAGCUUCCUGAAAAGCUUGGAGGAGGCCGAGCAGGAAAUUGGGGCCUCUUGUUCAAACGUCGACUCGGGGGUAGGUGAGGACACCUCCGACAGCGAGCCCCAGGAACGCAUUCCAGCUUGGUAUGACGAAGACGACGACGGGAUUGAAGUGGGGCACGCUCUGGAUGCCCAAGGGCGCAAAUUACCGUCAGGGGGUAUCAACGAUCGCAGUAACAAGUAUUCGUCUCUGCUUAAAAACAAGUUUAAUUUGAUUGUGGGAACCCCCUCAUGGGCCACGCUUGAUAAACGACACAAGAGCCAGGAUUCGGACUCCGAUGAGGAGAUUUUGCACAGUUGUGGGUUUCUCAGGACGGGGACAGGCGCGUACUUAACGAGGGGCGCCUUGGAGUUCAAGAAAGUCAAAGAUUUGAAUUGUGAGACGUACAGUGAGGGCCCCUUUAUCAACGCCGUGGAGUUCCACCCCACGUCACGUGUGGCCCUUGUAGGGGGGCACAACGGCGUCGCCUCUCUUUACGCCGUGGAUGGACGCCAAAACAACAAGUUACACAGUGUUUUAUUCCAACAUUUCCCGAUUUUUUGUGCAAAGUUUAUCAACAACGGUAACGAGGUGAUUUUGGGGUCACGGCAGAACCACAUCUUCAGUUACGACCUAAUGGCGGCCAAAACCACCAGAAUCCCGUUACCCCCUGGCAUGACCAGCUUCAAAAAAUUCAUCACUUUCCCCGAUUUUGACAUAAUCGCAGCUGCAGGCAAGUGGGGCGAAAUCCACUUGCUUAGCGCAGCCUCAAAGGAACGAGUCGCAACAAUAAAGCAAAACCAUGAAGUUACGGCUCUGGCCUACGGCCCCCAAGGUAAUCUUCUCUAUGGGCACAGUGACUGUGGCGAAGUCACUGUGUGGGACGUGAGCAUGAGACGGGUCUUGCACAAGUUUAUGGACGAGGGCUGUCUGCAAGGCACCACUUUGGCGGUUUCGCCCACUAAUCAAUUUCUGGCGGCUGGUUCUGCACAAGGAGUUGUUAAUUUGUACGACGUGGGGGAUAUUUUAAUUAAUAAAGUACCUAAACCUAUAAAGACCAUUAUGAAUUUGACUACGAGCGUGACCGACUUGAAAUUCAACGCUACAUCGGAGAUUUUGGCAUUGUCGUCUGCCGAAAUACCGAAUUCCGUCAAAUUGCUCCAUGUCGGGUCUGGGACUGUUUUUAGCAACUUCCCGACGUUCGAGACCAAGUUGGGACACGUAAAUGCGAUCAAUUUCUCGCCAAAUAGUGGAUAUGUUGCCUUUGGGAAUAGGAAAUCGACCGUUUCUUUGUAUACCUUGAAGCACUACAAAAGUUAUUAAUCAAACAACACAUGUUAGAUACGGUAAAUGACCUGUUCCACCUGUUGUAACAUUUAUGCAAGCUUUAUAAAUUAUAACAGGGCUAUUGCUAAAAUAAUGUGUCAGUUUUAAUACCGAAGAGUGGCAUCUCUCCUCAAGUGGUUAAUUUUGAUCAAUUUUUACGUUCUGUAUGCUUUUUUAUUUUUUACUACCGAUGUCAUGUUUUAGUACCUGUAAAUAAAAUCGUUUAAGUCCUAAGAA
Messenger RNA from Tribolium castaneum (red flour beetle), 1835 nucleotides. RefSeq names its product wicked (gene wcd). Gene Ontology annotation, cellular component: small-subunit processome; Pwp2p-containing subcomplex of 90S preribosome. NCBI's taxonomy places the organism in Eukaryota, Metazoa, Arthropoda, Insecta, Coleoptera, Tenebrionidae. Gene Ontology annotation, biological process: rRNA processing. The transcript has a single exon. Gene Ontology annotation, molecular function: protein binding. The coding region runs from base 105 to 1595 and encodes 496 amino acids. The record is from RefSeq and is a predicted model, not a curated record.